GUUCCUGUAACCACUGCAUGGCUAUCAUUUCCUGGACCUUUUCUGAAUCUAGAUCCUGACUGACGAACUUUUUGUAGCAAUUACAACAACUCCAGAAUGGAGGUGCCCCUGGUAUCGUAUGCAAAUACGCACGCUGACGUAGUUGAUCAUGUGGUUUUUGGCGUAGAUCCCCCUGUGAACGCGAUUUUUUUUUCUGCUGUUGUCUGGCGGAUUCGGUCGAAUCUCUUGGAUAAAUCGUCGUAUUCGGUUGUUUUGGUCGGUAAAAUAAUCCGCUUUGGACUUCGUUUACUGGUACCCCGGCUUCACAGCACAUCAUUCGUGGUGGGCAGAUUGGGUGAUCUGGGAUGAAGUCUCAUGAAGUCCCUCAUUGGAGCUGACAUUAACAGUCAGCAGAAAAAACAAGUGCAGACUCAUUACAAGGCAGCAACACCCCCUCCUCCCCUGCUGUCAUUUUCCCCACAACGUCUGUCUGACAGUCCUAGGUGACCUAGGCCAUGGCCAGUCGAAGGAAGACCACGACCCCAUGCAGAGCUGAUGCUGACGACCGACCUGAUGACGUGACGGAACAGGACGAUCCAGGUGAGAUGGAGGUGGAUCCGUCGGCGAAUGACAGCGGCGCCGUCGAGAACGGCUCCACGGACAUGCUACCUGGAGAGGACUGGAACUCUGGGACGGAACCUGGUUGUUCGCGCCAGGAGUCGCCGGCACCAGAGAAACCAGAGGUGCAGGAUUCCAAGCCACAGAGGAAACAGUCGGGGGGCUACGAAUGCAAGUACUGUCCGUUCUCUACGCCGAACCUAAACGAGUUCAAAGAGCAUGUCGACUCCAGUCACCCUAAUGUCAUUCUCAACCCGCUCUACCUGUGUGCUGUGUGCAACUUCAACACAAAGAAGUUUGACACCCUGACGGAGCACAACGAAAGGUUUCAUCCAGGGGAGAGCAACUUUAAGUUCAAAAGAAUCAAGCUGAACAAUCAGACCAUCCUGGAGCAGACGAUCGAGAGAGCAAGCAGCGCUGUCGUCUGUGAUUCCACCAACAGCACUCUAACUGGAGACUUUGGCACUUUCCCACUCAGCAAAUCCACAAAUGUGAAAAUCAGUAAGCCAAAAACAGACAAUAAAAGGUUAUUGACAGAAAAUCUAUCUGAGAGACUCAACCCUGAGCUCGCCAAAAAGCAGAUCACAGCAGUGAAUGUGAACGGGACUGUGAUCAUACCAGAAGCAACCCUAAAAGACGGACUUUCUCAUAUCAUGCCUUCUCUUCAGCGUCCACCUAACUACAACUUAGUACCAAAAAUCGCUGUCCCUUUGAACACCUCCAAGUACAAUCCUUCACUAGACUGUAACCUGACACUCAUCACAUCCUUCAACAAGUUCCCGUACCCAACUCAAGCAGAGCUAUCCUGGCUUACCGCGGCCUCAAAGCAUCCAGAGGAUGAGAUCAAAGUGUGGUUUACCACCCAGAGGCUAAAGCAGGGCAUCAGCUGGUCCCCGGAAGAAGUAGAGGAAGCCAGAAAGAAGAUGUUUAACGGUACCAUUCAUUCAGUCCCACAGACAACCUUCACUGUAUUAAACAGUGCCCAGCUGACUCAAGCCAACAAAGGCCAGCAGUCCCUUGUUCAAACCGUCCCAUUUAACCUUCUUGGACAGACCAGUUAUGUGUUGACGCCGGUCGCAAACGGUUCAACCGUCAGUCGUUCGCCUAUUACGUUAACCAUGGCCAACCAGGUGGUGCAGUCUGUAAAGCGACCCUUGGCAGCUCCGGUAGUUGUCUCUGAGAUCAAACGUCCCUCCAUAAUCCAAACAAUUCAGGCACCUACAACGAAACUGGUGGCUUCGCCUAAACCCAGCUUCACUUCUGACACCAAUAAAACUCCAGACCAGAUUGCGGUGCUAAAAGCUAGCUACACCCAGUGCCAGUUCCCUGAAGAGGAGGAGGUGUAUCGUCUCAUCGAGUCCACCGGCCUCUCCAGGGGUGAGAUCAAAAAGUGGUUCAGCGAGCAACGCCUUCUCAACCACAAGGUGGUGCCUCAGGUGAUCAAGAUCGAGCCCCAGGUGUCGAAUGACAUUCAGCCCAAAAAGGCAGUCCCAACACAGUUUCCUCUCCUAGAGAGGCUUAAAGGUAAAUCCUCUGAGCAGCUCAAUAUGCUAGAGGAGAGUUUCCAGAGGAGCAGUUCCCCCACAGAAGCUGACGUCAACAACCUUGUCGUGGGCACAAGGCUCUCUAAGACCGAGAUCGACUGCUGGUUCUCAGAGCGCAGAGCGCUCCAGGACAAUCUUCAGCAAGCUCUGGCAAACUGCUUGGGUUCAAAACCCCUCGAGGAGCCACGGGGAAUAGGUCUACUGAAUGGUAUUCAUGAACUGGACAACAAAGUCCGGACCUCACCUCUUCCCGUUGUCACAACCUCCUCCAACACCAGCCAAGAGCCCAUUGACUGCAAAUCGUUGGAACUCCUCAAAGAAGUGUUCAGCCAAACCCAGUGGCCAUCGCCAGAGGAGUACAGUCAGCUGGAAGCCCAGACUGGGCUGGAUCGCACCGAGAUGGUCCGCUGGUUCAAGGACAACCGUUCCGCCCUGAAGAACGGAACCUUGGAGUGGAUGGAUCGGUUCCAGAAUGUCCACGGCAAAGCAGGACAGAACGGCCCGAGCUCGUCGACAUCAGCCAUCGCCGAACAACCCCCGAGCGGCACUCCUAAGCAGCACCUAACGGAGGCCCGGGUGUCCCUGAAGGGGGAAGACGUGGCGGAGAAGCUCCCGGAUAGGUCGAAACUCAUCAACCAGGACAUAGUUCAGUGGUUUACCAGUAAGCUGGGCCAGAGCAUGACGGACAUCAGCAGGACCAGGGACCAACAUGGCCAGACCAGCGUGGACAGAAGCAGGUGGGUGAAGGUGACCAUGGCUGUUGGGGACGAGACUAAAGGUGCUUUAGAGAACCAGAGGGUCGUAUCAGAGCCAGAGGUGCUGGUGGGAGACCAGCCGAGCCAGGUGACCGGUUGAAAAAAGCAUGAGGACAACAGAGGAUGCUGAGCUUCUCAGACAGAAGAUUAUCAAGAUUGUUAAAUCCACAACCAAUGAUUUCCUACCUGUCCUAUGAUGUGGGAAGCACAGUGGACAGUAGAGCCCACUCAAAACACUGACUUGCAAGACCAUUGAGUGCCAAAGCUGGACUUGAUGCAUUGUUAUCACAAAAAAGGGCCCUUGUAAAUAUUUUUAUGUAUUGCAAAAGCUUUGUAAACAUUUUGGGGUUGAUAGUUUUGUUACAUUUAUAAUAGGAGUCCCCAAUAACCCCAAAAAGAGGAAUGUUUUCGUUUUUAUGAAGAUGACAGUAAUUAUAAAACAAUUCACCAGUUGGUAAUUUUGUUAAAAAAGGAAGAGAAAGUAAUUGAAGCGACUACAGCUGGUCAUAAAUGGCACUUAUUUCAUCUGGAACAAGUAACACUUCCGCUUCGACAGAGUUCAUCCAUUGAGCGAUAGGUUUUAGUGGUUUGCCACCAAACCGUAGUAUCACCUAGCCUGGGUACCAGACGAGUGUAAUGAUAGCACAAAAACAGGUCUGCUAGACACCAAUCAAUAAAACAGAAACAAGGAAAUGCACUGUAUGUGUUUUUGUAGCCAGUUCGGUUUAAACUGCAGCUCUUGUUGCGUUGGUAACAGGUUUCUUUUAUCGUGUGUUUGCUUUUUAGACAGCCCCAUGUUGUUUCGCUACAUUUCAGUGGCAGAUUUGAGAUGGCUCGCUAGAGUUUUUCCUGCUGCUACCAUUAGUGACUCAUGUUCAUUCAUGUAUCUGGAACACGGUACUGCUACCAACAAUCUCUUUGCUUGCUCUCUCUCUUUUUUAUCAGUCUGCUGUAACUCAAUAAAACACAACCAACUGAA
This is a messenger RNA of Esox lucius (northern pike), 3875 nucleotides long. RefSeq names its product zinc fingers and homeoboxes 2a (gene zhx2a). The transcript is spliced from 3 exons. Bases 495 to 2996 code for a protein of 833 amino acids. Gene Ontology annotation, cellular component: nucleus. The record is from RefSeq and is a predicted model, not a curated record. Gene Ontology annotation, molecular function: DNA-binding transcription factor activity, RNA polymerase II-specific; DNA binding. Lineage: Eukaryota; Metazoa; Chordata; Actinopteri; Esociformes; Esocidae. Gene Ontology annotation, biological process: regulation of transcription by RNA polymerase II.